Messenger RNA from Ricinus communis (castor bean), 2557 nucleotides. RefSeq names its product transmembrane 9 superfamily member 7. The record is from RefSeq and is a predicted model, not a curated record. The transcript is spliced from 7 exons. NCBI's taxonomy places the organism in Eukaryota, Viridiplantae, Streptophyta, Magnoliopsida, Malpighiales, Euphorbiaceae. Gene Ontology annotation, cellular component: membrane. The coding region runs from base 221 to 2140 and encodes 639 amino acids. Gene Ontology annotation, biological process: protein localization to membrane.
GACCAGUUCAGGCCCGGAUUAUGACAGUGCCGGGCCAAAACCGGCCCUGGAACAUGGCUGCGCCAGACUAAUUGGAUUCUGGAAGCGGCAAAAGAAGAAAAAAGAAAGGGGCCUGGCAAUAGGCAAAACGAACAUCUCUGUUAUAUUCGAAGUCUUUGCCAGUGUAUAAACCUCUCUCUCACUUGCCCGUUUCUCAAUCUCAACGUUCCUGUAACUGAGAAUGAAGAAGAUGAAGAUGUGUAGUAGUAAAAUGAUCUUCUUCUUCGCCGUUCUCUUUUUCUCAUCCGCAUACUCAUUUUAUCUUCCUGGCGUUGCUCCUCGUGACUUUCACAGGGGUGAUCCCCUUUCUGUCAAAGUGAACAAGCUGUCAUCUACCAAGACACAACUUCCAUAUGACUACUACUACUUGAAAUAUUGUAAGCCUAAUAAGAUUCUGAACAGUGCAGAAAAUUUGGGUGAGGUUCUUCGAGGUGACCGCAUUGAGAAUUCUAAAUACACGUUUGAAAUGAUGGAAGAGCAGCCAUGUAAAGUGGCCUGUCGGGUGACACUUGAUGCUGAAUCUGCUAAGAAUUUUAAAGAGAAAAUUGAUGAUGAAUAUCGAGUUAACAUGAUUUUGGAUAAUCUUCCUGUUGCCGUUCUUAGACAAAGGAGGGAUGGCAGUCAAUCAAAGACUUACGAACAUGGUUUCCGUGUUGGGUUCAAAGGAAAUUAUGCUGGGAGUAAAGAGGAGAAAUACUUUAUCAAUAACCACCUGAGCUUCAGAGUAAUGUAUCACAAAGAUCUUGAGACAGACUCUGCUCGAAUUGUUGGGUUUGAGGUCAUUCCUAACAGUAUUAAUCACGAGUACAAGGAAUGGGAUGAUAAUAAUCCUCAGGUGACAACAUGCAACAAGGACACCAAAAAGUUAAUUCAAGGUAGCACUGUUCCACAAGAAGUUGACUCGGGCAAGGCAAUUGUGUUCACAUAUGAUGUUACUUUUAAGGAAAGUGAGAUUAAAUGGGCUUCUCGUUGGGACACAUACCUGCUCAUGAAUGAUGAUCAAAUCCAUUGGUUCUCCAUCAUAAACUCACUGAUGAUUGUCCUCUUCCUUUCUGGCAUGGUGGCCAUGAUUAUGAUGAGAACUUUAUACAGAGAUAUUGCAAACUAUAAUCAGUUGGAGACCCAAGAUGAGGCUCAGGAAGAAACAGGAUGGAAACUUGUCCAUGGAGAUGUGUUCAGAGCGCCGAUCAAUUCUGGUUUACUCUGUGUUUAUGUUGGUACAGGUGUACAAAUCUUUGGAAUGACACUUGUGACAAUGAUAUUUGCCUUGUUGGGUUUCUUAUCCCCUUCAAACAGAGGUGGCCUUAUGACUGCUAUGGUUCUGUUAUGGGUAUUCAUGGGCAUAUUGGCUGGUUACUCAUCAGCACGCUUAUACAAAAUGUUCAAGGGCACAGAGUGGAAGAGGAACACCCUAAAAACUGCAUUUAUGUUCCCGGGUAUUCUUUUUGCAAUCUUCUUUGUAUUGAAUGCCCUAAUCUGGGGGGAGCAGUCUUCAGGGGCAGUGCCUUUUGGGACAAUGUUUGCACUCGUUUGCUUGUGGUUUGGUAUAUCUGUUCCAUUGGUCUUCGUGGGUAGUUACCUCGGGUUCAAAAAGCCAGCUAUCGAAGACCCUGUGAAAACAAACAAAAUUCCUAGGCAAAUACCUGAACAAGCAUGGUACAUGCAACCAGUAUUUUCGAUACUCAUUGGAGGCAUUCUUCCAUUUGGUGCUGUUUUCAUCGAGCUUUUCUUCAUCUUGACAUCGAUAUGGCUGAAUCAGUUCUACUACAUCUUUGGCUUCCUCUUCAUAGUGUUUGUUAUCCUUUUGAUCACUUGUGCAGAGAUUACGAUUGUCCUCUGCUACUUCCAGUUAUGCAGUGAGGACUAUCACUGGUGGUGGAGAUCGUACCUGACUGCCGGUUCUUCUGCCUUGUACCUUUUCCUCUACUCUGUUUUCUACUUCUUCACCAAGUUAGAGAUCACAAAAUUGGUUUCAGGCAUCCUUUACUUUGGGUAUAUGGUAAUCAUAUCAUAUGCAUUCUUUGUUUUGACUGGAACAAUUGGCUUCUAUGCUUGCUUCUGGUUUGUCCGAAAGAUUUACUCCUCUGUCAAGAUUGACUGAUCUGAAUAUGCAAAAGUUAUAAAUUCAAGUCCAGGCUUAGGAUGUGAAUCUGGAUGCCGGGGUUCUGUUAGUUUUUCUUCAUGCUUUUGCUGGAUUCAUAUUGUGCCAUGGGAAUUUUGGGAUCUAGUCACGUUGAAAGCUAUUUUCUUGUGCUGAUCAUAAAAGUAGGGCCGGGUCUGUUAUGUGAAAUGAUACAAGACUAGUUUCUGUGCAUUGAACGGUGAUUUAGAUAUCGCCUUAAUUAAAAGCAUAUCAACUGUCAAUGUCAUCUACUGAAACAUAAGAUUAGCUGCAUCAUACCUUUUUUGUUUCUUGAUUUCUUUCUCAUGUUGCAAGUCUAGAGUUAGAAAAUAGAAAAACCAGUAGUGGGUAUAUAUAAUAUAUAAUGCUUGUUCAAAGCUAAGCUAUUCUAUUUCA